Molecule: messenger RNA, 1173 nt
Organism: Brugia malayi
Lineage: Eukaryota; Metazoa; Nematoda; Chromadorea; Rhabditida; Onchocercidae
Gene: Bma-plpr-1
Product: PAP2 superfamily protein
Exons: 8
Coding region: 1-1173 (390 amino acids)
Biological process (GO): phospholipid metabolic process; phospholipid dephosphorylation; signal transduction
Molecular function (GO): phosphatidate phosphatase activity
Source: RefSeq, a predicted model, not a curated record
AUGUCUUUCCCACACUCACGAGCACAUUCUGAACUCUUUUCGGCAUCUCAGUACGAUGGACCAAUCAUUAAGCGAUCACGCAUACAACUUAAUUACUUUAUCAUUCCAACUUUUAUAUUAUCAAUUGUUGGCUUGGCAUGUUUAUGGACAUUAUGGUACUACAUGAGUUUUACGACAGUUUUCCCCUAUCAUCAUCGAGUAUUCCAGUGUCGUGACAUCCUUUUAUACAGACCAAAUUUUCAUUCAGAGGAUUUCAAUCUGUAUGUGUCAUAUGCGCUCCUUCAUGCAUUUGGUUUUACAUUACCUCCACUUGUUAUAUUCAUCGGUGAAAUAAUGUUUUGGCUAUUCUCCACUAAACCAAGAAAGACAGUUUACGCUAGUUGUGGCGAAUGUAAAAUCCAUUUAUUAACUCGACGUCUUACACGAUUUAUUGGUGUGUUCAUGUUUGGUGCACUUAUAACACAAAUAUUUGUUUAUACGAUCAAAUUUAUGACUGGUUAUCAACGGCCAUAUUUUUUGUCUCUUUGUAGACCAAACAUAAGUGCAUGUACUGGACCGCUUGAGCAAUCACCAUCACCAUCUCCCUUCUUAGCAUGCUUAUACCGGAAUUCUAACGAUUUGCGUUACGCUUCACUUUCCUUUCCGUCACUCCAUGCGGCAUUCUCAUCCUUUUCAUGUACAUUUGCUUCGUGUUAUAUUUAUUGUAUGAUCAAUCUACGUAGUGCACCUUUAUUGCGACCAUUUCUGAUAUUUGGUUUCAUGGGUCUUACGCUAAUUGAUUCAUUUUCACGAAUCAAUGGUUAUAAGAAUCAUUGGAGAGAUAUUUGGGUCGGAUGGUUGAUCGGUUUUUUUAUUGCUUUUUUCCUGUGUCAUUCUGUUCUAUGUUUCCAAGAACAUUAUUAUUAUGUAGUAGAAAAACCGAUGACACUGGAGGAGCGCAUUAGUCCAUUCUUCCAAUGGUUCAGGUUACCACGUAUAAGAGCGCCUUCUUUAAAGGAGGAAUACACGGUCUACGAAGAGGACAUUCCACAACCAACAGUUUCAACAAAUACUGCAGCACGUCAUCGACGAAGUCAUGAUCGUACUUAUGAAAUUACAACAACAACUGAAAGUUUUCAUCGUACUGUUUCUCCAUCACAACAACAACAACAAAAUGGUUACGGUGGUUAUUGA